AUGCCAGCAAGGACGCGUUUACAGGCUGCGCGAGAAAAAGAGGAGCAGCUUCGGACGCUACAGGGUACCGAUCGGAGUGGACGCGAAAGUAGGCACUCCAGCGACGAGAGUGCAUCCAGCAGUGGGGAACCCAGCGUCCAAAGCGAUGGUGUAGAGCCGUCCCAGACCGACAGUGGAACCAGUCGCGGGCUCACUCUUUCUGACCCAGCUCUGUCCGCCUCCGGAGAAGGCGAUGAGGUUGGAUCGCUUGGAGGAGGGCCAUCGAACUCCCGAUCGGACCAUAGCCAGGAAAAGCAGAGCGAGGAAGCGCAAGAAACAUAUAGAGCACCGUAUGGAUCGUGGUAUGCCACAGAGAACAAGGUACACAUUGAACAAAGUGCACCUGCCGCCAACGAGGCUCCAUCGACCACCAACGACAGGCUUGAUGCAGAAAAGCAGAGAGUGUUGAGCUUGUUUAGGGCAUAUAGCGCGAACAGUCGUCUCAAAACGCUCAGGUCAUACGUGACCAGAGCGAAAAACAAAGAAAAUUCUUUCCGACAUACCAUCGAGUACUGGUUCAUGGGUGCGGGACUGGCCGACUCUCUCAAUCGUGGAAGUUCGCUAGAGCAGAUUUGCAAGUCGUGUGGCUUCGAGGAACCAAGACAUUUGCGAACGAUCCGUCGAUGGAAGCGCGCAUGUGCGAGGAAAGAGCGACUGGAGAAGGCCCUGAAGACGGAGGAGGACGUGUUCGAGCGAGACGCGAAUGAUGUGAUCUGGAAUGCCAUUUCGCACCUGAGUCCUGAUCUCUUGAAGUCUGACUUCCUUGGUGACCUCCAUGGGCAUGAUAGGGCGUUCCGGCCAGAUCCGCCACCGGAGCGAUCGCUUCUGAGUGGUGUGCGAUGCAAACUGCCCAGUGAACCCAGUGAAGUUUCGAUGCUGGGCGCACCUGGAGAAGCAGGAUUCGAGGACGACGCGUCGAUGGUGGCCAAAGAAAUAAUUGAGGACCCUUCCUCUGCGAGUUCCGUCCAAGAACAGGCCGAGGAGACCGUGUCAGCUUGCGAGGCAAGAGAGCUGCAAGAGGCCCGAGCCAAGGCAAGGGAAGAGUAUUUACAAGCCAAGAGCAGACUGGACGCAUCUCGGAACCACUACGAGCGGUGGCUGAAGUAUUAUCGCUUCGAACCCAAGUUCCAAACCUCUGAAGAGGCCGAGAAUUACCACCUGCGAACGCUGGCGGACAAUACACGGACUGUGAUCCACAGAGAGGUGGCAUACGACGCUGCAGCGGAAAACGCACGACACUUGCAGGCAAUGAACACGAACAGCGUGUCAUCUCGAUUUCCAGACGCCUAUGCGGAGGAAUGGCAGAAAGCUGUUAAUGACGAGGCCGAGUGGUCAUUGAGUCGAUUGAAGCCUGAGAGAAUAGAAAGAUGGCGUGGAAACGUGUUGAAGGCGCAGUGUGGAGAGUCCUUAGGCGACAUGGAUGACGCAGAACUGACGGUUAGAGACGAGGAAGAUGACAUCUCAAAUCUCAGAGGCGUGUAUUUUGGCGAAUCAAGUUCGAUGCUUGCGUAUUCGACCCGCCAUGGAGAUAAGAUUAUGAAUUGGGGGAUCGAGGCGGAACGUAUCUGGGAAGAGAUGACUAUAUCGUCGCAUUCCGGAGAACCAACGGAGGUCGAACGGACGGACCAAGAAGGGAUGGACAUCGACGAUGCUAAUGCUCGGGAUGCAGACCAUGAAGAGACGAGAGACCAAGGCAAGACAGGGUCCGAAGCGAGUAGUAGCGGCAGUGAUCCGUACUGUGGAUUUUGGGGUGUCCAGAAGUGCUCCAUAGUUUAG
This is a messenger RNA of Cyphellophora attinorum, 1815 nucleotides long. RefSeq lists its product as uncharacterized. NCBI's taxonomy places the organism in Eukaryota, Fungi, Ascomycota, Eurotiomycetes, Chaetothyriales, Cyphellophoraceae. The coding region runs from base 1 to 1815 and encodes 604 amino acids. The record is from RefSeq and is a predicted model, not a curated record. The transcript has a single exon.